AUGGGUUCCCAGCAGCAUGUUCGGGACAUCAAAACCGGCUCCCCGCUUCUCUAUGCAGAUGAUAUCAGAGCCUACAAGAAGGAGUAUGCCGAAGCUCUUGAUGCUCAAGAUCCGCUUCGGAGCUUCCGAGAUGAGUUUAUCAUUCCGUCCAACAAUGAUCUCAAGCGGAAGACCCUGGCAGUAGACGAAAGUGCGUAUCAGGAUCUCUUGUGUACCCAGGCGGCGUCCGUUCUAACAUUUGACUUUAUCAUCUUCUCAUUAGGCAAUGAAGCGUCUGAUGAAAAAUGCAUCUACUUUUGUGGUAACUCACUGGGAGUCCAACCUCGUAGCACCCAGAAAUAUAUCGAGCAGUACUUGCGAACUUGGGCAACGAAAGGCGUGACCGGGCACUUUGUGCCGCAUGAUGAUCAAUUGCUACCUCCGUUUGUCGAUGUUGACACCGCAGCAUCGAAACUUAUGGCCUCAGUUGUCGGUGCCUUCCAAAGUGAAGUGGCAGUUAUGGGCACUUUGACUGUCAAUUUGCACCUGCUAAUGGCAAGCUUCUAUCGCCCGACCAAAGAGAAAUAUAAGAUUAUACUGGAGGGCAAGGCUUUUCCCAGUGACCAUUAUGCGGUUGAAUCUCAGCUCCGCCAUCAUAACUUCGAUCCGAAGGACGGCAUGGUUUUGAUCGAACCCAAGGAUCUGGAUCAGCCUACCUUGACCACGAAACAAAUCAUGAAAGUGAUCGAUGAUAACGCUUCCAGCACCGCACUUGUCCUCCUCUCGGCUAUUCAGUUCUACACAGGGCAGUACUUCGAUAUUGAACGGAUCACGGCUCACGCCCACUCUAAAGGCAUCUUGAUCGGCUGGGACUGUGCUCAUGCCGCCGGCAAUGUGGAUUUGCAACUUCACGAUUGGAACGUGGAUUUUGCGGCCUGGUGCAAUUACAAGUAUCUCAACAGCGGACCGGGUGGAAUAGCAGGACUAUUUGUCCAUGAACGCCACGGUUCUGUAGAUGAGAAACAGCCCGAAAGCGACGAGACAUUCCGGCCUCGACUCUCAGGCUGGUGGGGUGGAGAUAUUAAAACGCGUUUCAACAUGGAGAACAAAUUUCUGCCACAGCCCGGUGCCGCUGGAUUCCAGCUGUCGAAUCCCUCUGUUUUAGACAUCAACGCGGUCAUCGCAUCUCUCGAAAUCUUCAAAUGGGCAACAAUGAAGGAAAUUCGAAAGAAAUCCAUCAGCCUCACGGGGUAUCUAGAACAUCUUCUGAUGAGGUAUCCUAUAGAUGCGGCCUCGGAAGAUAAACCAUUCACCCUCAUCACACCAUCAAAUCCAGCCGAGCGAGGUGCUCAGCUUAGUCUACGUCUCCAGCCCGGAUUGUUAGAUCAUGUUCUGCAUUGUUUGGAGGAGAACGGGGUUGUUAUUGAUGAAAGAAAACCCGACGUUGUUCGUGUCGCUCCUGCACCCUUGUAUAACACUUACACAGAAGUGUGGCAGUUCAGUCAGAUCUUUUUGCAGGCAUGCAAAGAAGCCGUCAAAGCGCGUUGA
Penicillium psychrosexuale is the source of this 1527-nucleotide messenger RNA. It is a transcript of the gene bna5-1, whose product is annotated as kynureninase. The coding region runs from base 1 to 1527 and encodes 508 amino acids. Gene Ontology annotation, biological process: NAD+ biosynthetic process. Lineage: Eukaryota; Fungi; Ascomycota; Eurotiomycetes; Eurotiales; Aspergillaceae. Gene Ontology annotation, molecular function: kynureninase activity; pyridoxal phosphate binding. Gene Ontology annotation, cellular component: cytoplasm. The transcript is spliced from 3 exons. The record is from RefSeq and is a predicted model, not a curated record.